Anopheles maculipalpis is the source of this 2328-nucleotide messenger RNA. RefSeq names its product proton-coupled folate transporter. Bases 1 to 2292 code for a protein of 763 amino acids. Gene Ontology annotation, molecular function: nucleic acid binding; zinc ion binding; transmembrane transporter activity. Lineage: Eukaryota; Metazoa; Arthropoda; Insecta; Diptera; Culicidae. The record is from RefSeq and is a predicted model, not a curated record. Gene Ontology annotation, biological process: transmembrane transport. Gene Ontology annotation, cellular component: membrane. The transcript is spliced from 3 exons.
AUGGUGAAACUGAACAACAGUAAUUACAACAGCUGGCGCUUCAAAGUGGAAUUACUGUUGGUCCGUGAGGAUCUUUGGUGCUACGUGGAACCAGGAGUGAAGCCGGAAGCAGUGUCGCAAGAUGUUUGGGACGCCGGUGUAGCCAGGGCCAGAGCGACAAUAGGCCUACUCAUUGAAGACAACCAACACGGAUUGAUUCGUUCGUCGAAGACAGCACGCGAGGCGUGGUUAUCGUUGCAGAACCAUCAUAGGAAAACGACACUUACAUCGAAGGUGUCAUUGCUGAAAAGGGUUUGCGAUAAACGUUUUUCGGAAGGCGAUGACAUGGUCGAGCACUUAUUCGAGAUGGAAGAACUGUACGAGCAGCUCCAAAAUGCCGGACAAGAACUUGCUGAAAAUCUCAAAGUCGCGAUGAUUUUGCGAAGCCUACCAAGUUCGUUCGACACUUUUACCACCGCAUUAGAGACUCGAUCUGAUGAGGAUCUUACGAUGGAGUUGGUGAAAAGGAAGCUGAUCGAUGAGAUCGAAAAGCAUCGUGGAGCGUCAAUGGAUUCGGUGUUGAAAGUUGGUGCUGGAAAACGUUGGGAGAGGCAGCAGAAACCCCUGAUGUGUUACCAGUGCAACAAGACGGGUCACAAGAAGCUGGAUUGUCCGGAAUUGACUCGAGCUCCGGAAAGCAGCAGCAGACCUGGCAAGAUACAUCGAAAGAAGGACGAUACAGUUACUUUUGCGUUUGCCGGGCCUGGCGAAGGUAGCCAUACUAGACCGCCGGAUGAACAUGAUCGAACCGGUAACGGUAACGUAGCGGACUGCCUAACCUCGGAAAACGCCCGACCAGAAGAACGAUGGUACAACAAAAUUUCCGUUGAACCAUCGAUGUUCCUGUACAUGAUGGCGUUUAUGCUGACGUCGGUAGUUGAGCAGGCGUUCUUUCUCUACAAAGCGUGCACGGUCGAUCACGGAUAUUCGCACGAGAUAUGCCUUAACAUCGAGCAGUAUCAGGACAUUAAAAAGCAGGUGCAGGUGACGACGUCCACCUUCCAUCAGUGGAAUAAUAUAGCUAUGUACGUAGUACCGAUUAUACUGGCACUGUUUCUCGGUGCCUGGUCGGACCGGCGGGGUCGCAAGCUGCCACUUAUUCUGGGCCUUAUCGGUAAAUUCAUCUACUCGAUCAUGAUCGUCGUGAACACCCGUAUGCCUUCGUGGCCGGUGGAAUACAUCAUCUACACGGCAACGAUCCCAAGCGUACUGACCGGUGCGGACAUUGCCAUCUUUGCGUCUUGCUUUGCCUACAUCUCCGACAUUACGACGGUGGAAGAACGGACACUGCGCAUCACCAUACUGGACGCAACUUACCUCAGUACGAUGCCGAUCGGCGUUGCCCUCGGUAAUGUGAUAUUUAAUCAUACAGGAAAAUCGUACACGAUCAUGUUUGCGAUCAACGCAUCGCUAUUGGCCUGCUCAAUUGUGUACUCGGCAUUUCGACUUAAAUCUCGCACGACCGAGCGUCAGUGUUCGAUACGUGAGCUGCCCUGGUACCGUAUGCCGUUGGACUUUUUCGAUCGGCAGCAUGUGGUACGAUCGGUGAAAACGUUUGUACGCCACCGUACGAUGCAUCGCCGUACCUACAUGUACCUGAUGAUGGUAGCCAUGUCGUUCUACACGUUCCAGCGCGAUGAAAAGCCCAAAAUGUAUCUCUACACACAGCUCCGGUUCAACUGGGACACGGAUCUGUACAGCUACUUUAAAACCUAUCAAUCGGCGGCCUACGUCGUGAUGAUGUUUCUGGGCGUACCGUUCUUUACCAAGGUGCUCGGGCUAAAGGAUACGCUUAUCAUCAUGAUUGGUGCGCUAGCGCAUGCCAGUGCCCGGUUCGUGUACAUCUUUGCACAGGUUGGAUGGGUGCUGUACAUCGGUGCGACGAUCUCAAGUGUGGGGCCCGUUGUAGCGCCCGUCCUGCGGUCAAUGAUAUCCAAAAUGGUGCCCACAAACGAGCGAGGCAUCAUAUUCUCCUUCCUGUCCGUGUUUGACAAUGCCGUACCGUUGUUUAGCGGUGUGCUGUACACGCAGGUUUACAACGCUUCCAUCAACACCUACCCGCAGGCUAUCUUUCUGCUCACAAUGGGCACUCAGAUGAUAGUUUUCUUCAUUGCACUCGCAAUACACAUUUCCCUCCGCGGACGUACGAUGGAAGAUGGCAUGCCAACGGAAAAACCACCUGGAGCCGGGCUGAUCGGUGAAGCGAAAGGGCCAGCGAUCGAUGAUGAAGCACCGGCUGUUUCUCAAUCAUAGCGUUGAUAACGGUUAUCGUCCCUUACGGUGCCCAGU